AUGGCUGCUGGGCAACUAUCGGAGCAGCAGAUACUUCCCCAUGCUUUACCGGAUGUGAGGCCUAUAUUCCAGUCGUUGGCAGCGGUUGGGAUGGUGCUACUGGUGUACGAUUACUUGCUUACAUUCGACCUCGAAAUCGAGUUCAUCUGGAAGUCGAGAUGGAACGCCGUCAAGGUCCUCUUUCUCCUGACGCGCUACCUCCCCUUCCUUGAACUUCUCCCGCUGAUAAAUUAUGUGUUCAUGGAUGGCGAAUGGUGGUACCAAUGCGAGACAACGUAUCGAGCCAUUGGUUGGAUGCAAGUCAUUGGGGUUAUCUGCGCGGAAGUCCGGAUAUGGGCCGUAUGGGAUAGGUCUCGUCGAGUGGGGAUAUUCCUCACUUUAUUCGCCUUGGUCUCGUUCGGCCUCUUGAUGGGUCUCGCAAACAUCUACUUCCAAUCCGUUCGUUAUUUCAAGCUUCCGCAGCCACACGGCCACCACUGUCUGAGCAUUCGAGUCGGGAACAACCUCUACAUCGUCUCGCUGUGGGUGAUCAUUCUCAUCUACGACACAGUCCUCAUUUCUCUCCUGGUUGUCCGCGGAAUCCCAUGUUUGCGGGCAGCCCUCAACUGUUUUCGUCUACAGAACGCCGUCUUUCGAUAUGUGAUGAACGUCGUCAUCAUGCUCCUGCUUCCAUUCGAAUACAUUAACAUCCUCGCAACGUGA
Messenger RNA from Coprinopsis cinerea okayama7#130, 702 nucleotides. RefSeq lists its product as hypothetical. The transcript has 12 exons. Lineage: Eukaryota; Fungi; Basidiomycota; Agaricomycetes; Agaricales; Psathyrellaceae. The record is from RefSeq and is a predicted model, not a curated record. Bases 1 to 702 code for a protein of 233 amino acids.